CCCUUCCGCUUCCUCCUGCCUCCUGUCCCGCUGCUGCUGCUGCUCCUCGCUCAGGGCCCCCCUCCAGGCUCUCCACAGCCCCGGUGCCUGCAGAAGCGCUCCGCGCCCCCAGCUGUCACCACCACCGCCCCCCAGGCCUCAGACGCCAUGCAGGCCAUCAAGUGUGUGGUGGUGGGAGAUGGAGCCGUGGGCAAGACCUGCCUUCUCAUCAGCUACACCACCAACGCCUUCCCGGGAGAGUACAUCCCCACUGUCUUUGACAACUAUUCAGCCAAUGUGAUGGUGGACAGCAAGCCCGUGAACCUGGGGCUGUGGGACACGGCGGGGCAGGAGGACUACGACCGCCUUCGGCCGCUCUCCUACCCGCAGACGGACGUCUUCCUCAUCUGCUUCUCUCUUGUCAGCCCAGCCUCCUAUGAGAAUGUCCGAGCCAAGUGGUUCCCCGAGGUGCGGCAUCAUUGCCCCAGCACGCCCAUCAUCCUGGUGGGCACCAAGCUGGACCUGCGGGAUGACAAGGACACCAUCGAGAAGCUGAAGGAGAAGAAGCUCGCGCCUAUUACCUACCCACAGGGCCUGGCGCUGGCCAAGGAGAUCGACUCGGUGAAAUACCUGGAGUGCUCGGCCCUCACCCAGCGAGGCCUGAAAACCGUCUUUGACGAAGCGAUCCGGGCCGUCCUGUGCCCCCAGCCCACGCGGCCGCAGAAGCGCCCCUGCAGCAUCCUCUAGGGGAUGAGCCCAGCCCUUCCAGCCAGAUGGUUCUGACCCUCCAGGACCCCCGAUGGCACCCUGGCUGUCCCCUCCUUGUGGCGUUUCCCAGCAAGAUGGCUGCUGAGCUUGGUCUUCUCCGUGCUAGAGGCCCCCAACCCCCGGGGCCCAAGGGGUGUGAAUCUGUAGGCGCUGCAUCCCCCUCCCCUUGCGCUCCUAUCUGGAACCAGAGGGGAACCCUAGGACCUGAUAAGCCGCCCCUGCGUUGCUGUGGUCAGAUGCCACACAUGGCAUUAUCUGCCUGUUUACCCCUCUGGAAACUUCGGGCCAGAUGGUCGCCGAUCACCACUCGUCCACCUUCAGGGACGGGUCUCUCGGUCGACUCUACUGUUGAUGAUUCUACUUAUCUGAGCGUUCUCCUCCUGAGCUGAAUUAAGGGUCUCAGAACCUUUACUCCUCUGGUCUUAGUCCUCCUUGGGGGGACAAUAUGAAAUAUUUGUUUUCUAAACCUCUAUGGACACCUACCCAGCCAACUGAAAGGCUGGGUCCAGCUGACUCCUGCCAUCUCUUGUCUUUCUGCUCCACUCACAGGAUCCUGAGCUGCAUUUACCUGUGAGGGCCUUAAAACUUUCAGCCCUUGCCAGUCAGGACUAUGCCAUUGCCCACAGAAAUCCAAUUCAACCUGCUUAAGCAGAAAAUAAAUUUAUUAAUUCAA
This is a messenger RNA of Phacochoerus africanus (Common warthog), 1420 nucleotides long. RefSeq names its product Rac family small GTPase 2 (gene RAC2). Lineage: Eukaryota; Metazoa; Chordata; Mammalia; Artiodactyla; Suidae. The transcript is spliced from 7 exons. Gene Ontology annotation, biological process: small GTPase-mediated signal transduction. The record is from RefSeq and is a predicted model, not a curated record. Bases 148 to 726 code for a protein of 192 amino acids. Gene Ontology annotation, molecular function: GTPase activity; GTP binding.